Molecule: messenger RNA, 4251 nt
Organism: Limulus polyphemus (Atlantic horseshoe crab)
Lineage: Eukaryota; Metazoa; Arthropoda; Merostomata; Xiphosura; Limulidae
Exons: 6
Coding region: 135-3185 (1016 amino acids)
Source: RefSeq, a predicted model, not a curated record
GAGAGCAUAAAAGCGCUGUUCGUCAUCUACAAAUUUUAUAUGCUGACGAUCAUCGCUAAAGGAGUCUCCAUGAAUUAAAGUUGUGCUGAAAGGUAUUCUGCGAUCAUACGCAGGUAACUAACGUACUUUUCAAGAUGAGACAGCUCAUCAUCCUAUUCGUUCUUCAAGGAUUCGCUCAUUUCGUCCCGGGAUUAUCGUUAGAUGACUUCCGCUUGUUAAAUCUUUCUGAUGAUCAGGAUACUCUUCGAAAUGCUCUAGAAAGUGUAAAGAGACGCCGACGACAAUUUGAAGAUGGACCCGUUCCUCCAUAUUAUUUUGACAUUCCUAACAAAGAGCUAUCGGAAAUAAAGAGAGGAGAAGAACUAUCCUAUUAUCAAACCCAGAAAAGUGGAGAGAUUAACGAACCGGAAGACGUUUCUUUCGACUCAUCCGCGAUGGACAAGAAGAUUAUGUGGGUUGCGAAGGAAAUGGAGAAAAAUCUAAAGAGGGCAACUCGAGAUGAAAUGUCUAUCGAUGUUUAUAACGCGCCUUACAGAAUCAACGAUGCUAAGAAGAGACAAGAUAACUACAAAACUUUUGACAUGGGUAAGAUGUUACCAGCUAUGAAUAAUCAUAUUGGUUCUGGUUACGACAGAAAAUGGAAACGAUCCGAAUCACGUUUAAACGAUUUAAGAAAACGAAAUUUGAAAAAAAGAAGAUAUUUCGUUCCUUAUUCCGAGGACUAUUCUGUGGAGAACUUAGAUGAACCUACAGAUGUAUUACAGUUGGACACGUUUCCUUUAUCCAGAGAUGAUGAGAUGGCAGUUGAGUAUCUCGAUACCAUCAUUAACAAAGAUGCUUCGGAUGAUUUUCAAGAAUUAUCUCAUUUUAAACAUCGCUUCCCAGUAGAAGGUGUAAAGUUUCCAGAUGACGAGGAUAACCUUCACGACAAUAGAUUCGAUCUUGAGAGAAACGAGAAGAAUGACGAAGACAAAUAUUACCCUGUUUUCCAGAUAGAACAGGACUUGAUUCCAAGGUUUCAAAGUAGUAGCUCAAAAGACAACUAUGGAGUUAUGACUAAACCCAUGCCACGAAAAAAUAAAAUCAGAUCCGACGAAUCGUCUAAACCUAAUAAAAUACGAGUACCCUCAUAUGACUUUCAAAACUACUACAACGAUAUGGCUAUGCCAGGAAAGAACAAAAUGGAAAUUGAAGACCUGCCGAAUUUUAACGUCAAAAAACGAGUUCCAUCAGACUUUGAAUUAGCUGAUCUCCAGGAACAGCAUAGACUCAUGGCUAUGUCAAGAAAGAAAAAAACUAACAUUGCUGACUCGCUAGGUCUUCUGGAAGAGGAAAUUGUUCCAUCUGAUCUCCAAGACGGUCUUCAGGAUAACUACAGGAGCAUGGUUUUGUCUGGAUUGAAGAAUGUAGGAAAUGAUGAUUUUCCUGAGUUAAUGAAAUAUACAGGACUUCUUUUAGACACUAAGACAAGUAAGCCCCAAAAGUAUAAUCAUUUUCGAGAUAUGCCCAAAGAGGAGAUUAUGUUAUAUGAAAAUCCAAGUGACUUAAAGAAAAGCAAAGAUUUAAAACCAGUCAAAGAUAUCAACGAUAUUUACCCACUUGGGAUGAUGAGCCAAAAGAAAAGGAAAACUGUGGAGAUUCCUGAUAAAUUUAUGGAUGAUUCCUUACAAAAUCUUCAAGAACUAGGGAAGCGAAGAACAUUGCAAGAUAUCUUCGAUGAUCAGCGCAGAGUGUUUCAUGUUCCUGGGUUUUAUUCAUCUGAAAGAAAUUAUGAGGAAGGAGAUUUCUUAGACAAGGAAAAUAGACUACCCUUUCUCUCUGAAGAAAAACGUUUAGCUUUGAAGAAAAGAGAAGAACAUUUUAAUGGUCGAAACGAUAAUAAAGAAGAAAAUAUGUUAGGGGAGCUCAAAAACAUACUUAAGGAUGAAGAAGAAAGAAACCGAGUUCAGAAGAGACAAGAAGAAACGGAAAAACAAAUUUUAGGGAAUUACAAAUCAAGGAAUAAUGACACUGACGAUAUAGAAACAAGAAGCUUGUCAGAUGAACAAAACAGUUCUCAGGACAAAUCUGAUGAAGACCUACCAGGCUCCAAUAAAGGGGUGGAUUUUGAAAAAUGGCUCAGAAAGGAGUACAUAAAAACUAUGGCACAGGCACUCAAUACUAUGAAGAGAAAACGUAGUGAAGAUUGGGUCCCCAUAAUUUCUCAUGAUUUGGAAGACAACUUUCGAAGGAGUGUUACCGAAGAGACUGAUAACAUACAAAACAGUAAAAAGACACAGACCCCCAAAAUGUUCGAAGAAAACAAACAGAGUGAUCAGCAGCGGACAAGUAAGAACAUGAAAGAAAGCAAAGAAGAUGAAAGUAAUGGCCAAAAAGAUGAAAUGAACAAUAUCGACAACCCAGAUUCCGAAGAGACAUUCCAAUUUACUCUCGCUGAGAAUAAAAUCAAAGACAUCGAGCAAAGUAUGCUGAACGACGCUAUAGACAUGAUACAGAGAAAUCCUGCUGAAGGAAGUAGAUCUGAUCUGACGAAAGCCAUUCACAGAAUCAGAGCUGCUAAAGACCUAGAUGAAAUAAGACGUGCUUUAAAUCACCUUGAGAGUACUUUGGGUCAGAUGGAAGAACAGGAUAUUUCUGAAGAAAGCGAUCCAUCUACUGACAAUAAAUCACGAAGAAUUUCUUCAUACUUCAAUAUUCUGAGAGAAAACGGAGAAACAGAAGAAGCAGAUGACAUACAAAGUGCAGACAAACGAAAUGAAGAAGACUUAAGCUUAAAUGCUGCUUUAAAUGAAAGUUUCUACCAAAGCCUUCUUGAUAGUAAAACAACAUCAUCAGAUGAACGCAAUGAAGAUGACCAAUGUCCUCCUCUAGAUCUGCUGACCAGUGGCUGCUCUUUCCUUGAAGAUGUCUUUCCGACGAUACCUAUUGAUCGAUCACUGGAACGUGCAUGUAGUUGGCUCGAAAUUUGUUAUAAAUGUGGAGAAGCCUUCGGUCUCAGCUCCGACAACUGUGAUGUUGGAUUUUUGAAGGAAAGCGCCACUCUGUGUCAAGAUGAUGUACCAUGCAACACUUUAGCUCGCGCUAUGUUGGUACCUUUAAGGCAACAACGAGUGUUUUUCAAAAGAGUGGUUCCCGCUAUUUGCCACAAAGAAAGUUGCAUCGAAGACUUCCUGCUUACAGCUUAACUGCCAUCAGCCAAGCCUUUAAAAAAUACAGGAUGUUGUCCUUGUUUAAAUAUUUGUUCGUUGCAUCAGUAAAUAUAGGUUUUUGAAAGCAAUGGUGUUUGUAUAAUUUUUGCAAUCUCUUACAUUUUACAAAUUGUACUUUUUAAAACUUGCUUGCUUAUGAGUGUGUAGUAUAAUGUUUUCAUCAGUGGUCUCGCCCGACAAAACAAUUUAUGUUAUUUUAAUAUGCUUAAGACAAAGUGAAAACUAUUCUUUGUACUUAAAGAAGAUGUGGUGAGGGAACAAGUACAUACUAAUCUGUUGAACAGUUCGAAAAAAAAUCAGCUUAAUAACAUAUUUAUUGUUUGUUUUUUUACAACCAAGUUACUUGAUUUUUCUGAUGAAUCCUCAGCUGUUACAUCACACAUGUUCAAAUAAAAAAUAUACAUCUGAUAAGCAUUGAAAAUUCAGUAUUUUGUGCAUAAUAGCAGAAUUCAAACUGCAGGGAAAAUCCUUCAGUUAUCGAUUCUGAAGUCACCCAGUUCCAAUUUCAGAGAAAAUAAAAACGCGAAUGGCAGUUAUGCUUAAUAAAAACCAUUUGGUUUGAACAUACACAAAUACACUGUUUCGUUCAACAUAUACAAAACGUUUCGCUUUCUGCAACAGGUCAUUGCUUUAUAGACUAAUACUGAAACCAAAUUAUUUUUAUAAGCGGUGUAAAAAAUACAUACAGGAGAGGUGUAUAAAUAUAAACAAAAUAUUUAUGAAACGAAAAGUAAUAAUUAAAAACCUAAACAUGUCGAAAUCUUUAUUUUGAUCAGAAAGGUACAUAAAACAACAACAACAAAAAUUAAGACAAAAGCGCAAUAUUGUGAUAAUUCCUGUGUUAAUAUAGUUGUAUUUUUGACGUUCAGUGUACUGUCAACCGUCACAGUAACUACGGAAGCUUAGCCUUGUCGUGAAACUAGUGUCAAGUGUCAGGUUAAAAUUACCAGUUUGUUAGUAUGGUAAAAAUAACAAGAUGUGUUUCUGUAUCGAAAACAACAAGAUAACUGAUAAUAAAAAGAAAAUGAUGAACUAUUCAAAA